AUGCAAAUCUUUGUGAAGACCCUGACGGGUAAGACCAUCACACUUGAUGUUGAGCCGUCAGACACCAUCGAGAAUGUGAAGGCGAAGAUUCAGGACAAGGAGGGUAUUCCCCCUGAUCAGCAGCGUCUGAUUUUCGCUGGCAAGCAGUUGGAGGACGGCCGGACUCUGUCUGACUACAACAUUCAGAAGGAGUCGACUCUUCACUUGGUCUUGAGACUUCGUGGAGGGAUGCAGAUUUUCGUGAAGACCCUGACGGGCAAGACCAUCACACUUGAUGUCGAGCCGUCAGACACCAUCGAGAACGUGAAGGCGAAGAUUCAGGACAAGGAGGGUAUUCCCCCUGAUCAGCAGCGUCUGAUUUUCGCUGGCAAGCAGUUGGAGGACGGCCGGACUCUGUCUGACUACAACAUUCAGAAGGAGUCGACUCUUCACUUGGUCUUGAGACUUCGUGGAGGGAUGCAGAUUUUCGUGAAGACCCUGACGGGCAAGACCAUCACACUUGAUGUCGAGCCGUCAGACACCAUCGAGAACGUGAAGGCGAAGAUUCAGGACAAGGAGGGUAUUCCCCCUGAUCAGCAGCGUCUGAUUUUCGCUGGCAAGCAGUUGGAGGACGGCCGGACUCUGUCUGACUACAACAUUCAGAAGGAGUCGACUCUUCACUUGGUCUUGAGACUUCGUGGAGGGAUGCAGAUUUUCGUGAAGACCCUGACGGGCAAGACCAUCACACUUGAUGUCGAGCCGUCAGACACCAUCGAGAACGUGAAGGCGAAGAUUCAGGACAAGGAGGGUAUUCCCCCUGAUCAGCAGCGUCUGAUUUUCGCUGGCAAGCAGUUGGAGGACGGCCGGACUCUGUCUGACUACAACAUUCAGAAGGAGUCGACUCUUCACUUGGUCUUGAGACUUCGUGGAGGGAUGCAGAUUUUCGUGAAGACCCUGACGGGCAAGACCAUCACACUUGAUGUCGAGCCGUCAGACACCAUCGAGAACGUGAAGGCGAAGAUUCAGGACAAGGAGGGUAUUCCCCCUGAUCAGCAGCGUCUGAUUUUCGCUGGCAAGCAGUUGGAGGACGGCCGGACUCUGUCUGACUACAACAUUCAGAAGGAGUCGACUCUUCACUUGGUCUUGAGACUUCGUGGAGGGAUGCAGAUUUUCGUGAAGACCCUGACGGGCAAGACCAUCACACUUGAUGUCGAGCCGUCAGACACCAUCGAGAACGUGAAGGCGAAGAUUCAGGACAAGGAGGGUAUUCCCCCUGAUCAGCAGCGUCUGAUUUUCGCUGGCAAGCAGUUGGAGGACGGCCGGACUCUGUCUGACUACAACAUUCAGAAGGAGUCGACUCUUCACUUGGUCUUGAGACUUCGUGGAGGGAUGCAGAUUUUCGUGAAGACCCUGACGGGCAAGACCAUCACACUUGAUGUCGAGCCGUCAGACACCAUCGAGAACGUGAAGGCGAAGAUUCAGGACAAGGAGGGUAUUCCCCCUGAUCAGCAGCGUCUGAUUUUCGCUGGCAAGCAGUUGGAGGACGGCCGGACUCUGUCUGACUACAACAUUCAGAAGGAGUCGACUCUUCACUUGGUCUUGAGACUUCGUGGAGGGAUGCAGAUUUUCGUGAAGACCCUGACGGGCAAGACCAUCACACUUGAUGUUGAGCCGUCAGACACCAUCGAGAACGUGAAGGCGAAGAUUCAGGACAAGGAGGGUAUUCCCCCUGAUCAGCAGCGUCUGAUUUUCGCUGGCAAGCAGUUGGAGGACGGCCGGACUCUGUCUGACUACAACAUUCAGAAGGAGUCGACUCUUCACUUGGUCUUGAGACUUCGGGGUGGAUGCUCAAAGCAGUUGUAA
This is a messenger RNA of Besnoitia besnoiti, 1842 nucleotides long. RefSeq names its product putative polyubiquitin UbC. The transcript has a single exon. The record is from RefSeq and is a predicted model, not a curated record. Bases 1 to 1842 code for a protein of 613 amino acids. Gene Ontology annotation, molecular function: ubiquitin protein ligase binding; protein tag activity. Lineage: Eukaryota; Apicomplexa; Conoidasida; Eucoccidiorida; Sarcocystidae. Gene Ontology annotation, biological process: modification-dependent protein catabolic process; protein ubiquitination. Gene Ontology annotation, cellular component: cytoplasm; nucleus.